Molecule: messenger RNA, 7659 nt
Organism: Trypanosoma cruzi
Lineage: Eukaryota; Euglenozoa; Kinetoplastea; Trypanosomatida; Trypanosomatidae
Exons: 1
Source: RefSeq, a predicted model, not a curated record
GGCGGCGCGAUGCAGUGGAGACUGGAAGACGCCGAGGCCGAGCCUCUGCUGCUGCAGUGCCGGAAGAUGGCGGGCGACAUGGAGGCGCUGCGCAGGAGCGAGCAGCGCUACCGCGCGCUUGUGGGCGACGACGAUGCGGGUGACCGCUGUGCGGACCGCGAGGACCCUUCGACGCGCGCGCAGUGCCUGCACGGUAUCGAGUCUGCGCUGGCCGCCCUUGGCGUGGAGGAGAGUGAGGAGCCAGCGGCAGCGGCCAUCAUGAGAGCGGCCGAGGAGGCGAGAGCACGUGAAGAGGAACUGCACGACAGACUGGACGAGAGCGCAGCGCGCGGACGGGCGCUGGAGUCGAAGCUGAGCGAGCUGACGCGGGUCGCGGACAGCCUGCAGCGUGCGCUGGACGGCAGCGUGCUUGCCGUUGAGGACGAGGAGGACGCGAGCGCCGCUGGGGACCGCGCGGUGGAGGCGCUGAAACGCCUGUGCGAGGACUCGGUCACCGUCUCGGCGGUAAUGGGCGGCGCGAUGCAGUGGAAACUGGAAGACGCCGAGGCCGAGCCUCUGCUGCAGCAGUGCCGGAAGAUGGCGAGCGACAUGGAGGCGCUGCGCAGGAGCGAGCAGCGCUACCGCGCGCUUGUGGGCGACGACGAUGCGGGUGACCGCUGUGCGGACCGCGAGGACCCUUCGACGCGCGCGCAGUGCCUGCACGGUAUCGAGUCUGCGCUGGCCGCCCUUGGCGUGGAGGAGAGUGAGGAGCCAGCGGCAGCGGCCAUCAUGAGAGCGGCCGAGGAGGCGAGAGCACGUGAAGAGGAACUGCACGACAGACUGGACGAGAGCGCAGCGCGCGGACGGGCGCUGGAGUCGAAGCUGAGCGAGCUGACGCGGGUCGCGGACAGCCUGCAGCGUGCGCUGGACGGCAGCGUGCUUGCCGUUGAGGACGAGGAGGACGCGAGCGCCGCUGGGGACCGCGCGGUGGAGGUGCUGAAACGCCUGUGCGAGGACUCGGUCACCGUCUCGGCGGUAAUGGGCGGCGCGAUGCAGCGGAAACUGGAAGACGCCGAGGCCGAGCCUCUGCUGCAGCAGUGCCGGAAGAUGGCGAGCGACAUGGAGGCGCUGCGCAGGAGCGAGCAGCGCUACCGCGCGCUUGUGGGCGACGACGAUGCGGGUGACCGCUGUGCGGACCGCGAGGACCCUUCGACGCGCGCGCAGUGCCUGCACGGUAUCGAGUCUGCGCUGGCCGCCCUUGGCGUGGAGGAGAGUGAGGAGCCAGCGGCAGCGGCCAUCAUGAGAGCGGCCGAGGAGGCGAGAGCACGUGAAGAGGAACUGCACGACAGACUGGACGAGAGCGCAGCGCGCGGACGGGCGCUGGAGUCGAAGCUGAGCGAGCUGACGCGGGUCGCGGACAGCCUGCAGCGUGCGCUGGACGGCAGCGUGCUUGCCGUUGAGGACGAGGAGGACGCGAGCGCCGCUGGGGACCGCGCGGUGGAGGCGCUGAAACGCCUGUGCGAGGACUCGGUCACCGUCUCGGCGGUAAUGGGCGGCGCGAUGCAGCGGAAACUGGAAGACGCCGAGGCCGAGCCUCUGCUGCAGCAGUGCCGGAAGAUGGCGAGCGACAUGGAGGCGCUGCGCAGGAGCGAGCGUUGUUCUGUUGUUAAUUUGUUUAAUCAGCGUGCUCUGUUUUUGGGUUCGUUGUUGGUUUCGGAGGAGUUGGAUGAUCGUAUUUCGUUGCUGUCGGAGUUGUCGUUUUUUCCUAGCAAUUUGUUGAAGAUUCUUGUUUCUUAUUUUACUUCAGUGUCUGGUAUUUGUGCUUUAUUGCGUUGUGAUGCUGGCAGUAUUGUUCAUCAGGUGGAAAAAUUGUUGGAGUCGCGGGAUUAUUAUUGUCGUCUUGUUGGUGGGGGUGAUUUUAUAUUGGAAACGGAUGAUGAUGAUGUUACCCGUGCGGAAUGUGUUCAUGUUAUAAGACGUGCUGUUUCGCGUCUGGCACCAGCAAUUUUGGACGAUGCAACGCUGCGUCUUCCUGAGAAGCUGCAAGGAGCUGUACAAGGAAUAAUUCGGGAUAUCUCGCAUAUUAGGGCAUCUCUGGAGGAGGCUUUGGAUUCUGCGGGGCGUGCUGAAAAGGAUUUGGAGACUAUUGUGUCGGCGAGUGAACGAGCUUUGCUUAUGUUACGAGGUGUGGAUUCCUCUUCUGAGGCUGUGGAUGGUGUUGUUGUGGCGAGGCCAAGCGUUUCUUUUCUUUCACGCUCUCUUUUAUCUCAGGCUGGGGAAAUAACGGGCAGACUACGUGAUCUCAGUGAUGUGUGUGUGGAGUGCAACGCGAUUGUGGGGCAGGCGCUUAAACGUGAGUGUGAGCAGCUCCAGGUUGGAGCGGAGGGCUCAUUGUCUUCCACGGCGCCUAUUGAGCCGGAUUUUCUGUUUCUUGUCGAUCAUUGCAGGGAAUUGGUGGCGGAGGUUUUCACACUGCGGGAGCAGCGUCGCUCCAGUCUUGCGGCAAUUGAAAGGAAUGUGGGGGAUCAUGAAGUGUUGUUGGGUGCCGUUCGGGGCUCUGUGAAUGCGUUGUUGUUUGCGCUUGACAAUGCCGCCUCCGUGGCAUCGCAGGGUGAAGAGGAUGGUGACAGCAGUGAAUCUGUGGCUAACUUGUGCGAUAGGUUGGGGUCUUGUACUCGCGCGGUCACUCGUCUUUUGCGAGAAAAGGAGCACGCUGCCUCAGCCUCGGUGAAAUUGCUGCAGGAGGCACUUUUGCCUGAGGAGGAUCGGCGUAGUAGCGACAAUGAUGGUCUCUUUUCUCUUGCGAGCGACGUGGUGCGUGCACUGGAGGCGCGUCGUGUGGAACUGGAUAGUAUGGGGAAAGCACUUGAGCAGUCACGGCAUUUUGCAAAAGAAUAUCGGCGGCGCAUGGAAAAAAAUUUUGCGGAACAGGAUGCCGCGAUGACUGCGCAGGUUCAGACGCACGAGGCGAUGGAGGGGCAGCUGAAGGAGGCGACGGAGCGGCAGGUACAAGCCACAGCCAACGCGGCUAAACUUCUUCGGGAUUUGUCAGAAUUUGCAGGAAGUGUGGCAGCCAUUACCCUGUACGACGGCGAUGUGAAGGUGGAUGAUGGGGAAAGAAGUGAAGAUGCGAGAGUUGCCCAUAAGAAGGAUGUGGUCACGUACGAAGUGAGUAGAGAGCGACUUGAAGGGAUUCUGGAGAAUUGCUCCACUGUCAUGCGGACAUUGGAGGCGGCGAAGGCCAAGGCCAAGUCGCUGUCAUCCGAGGCAGAAGACCUGCGCGGAAGGCUGCGGGAAAGUGAAAACACAUCACGUGAGCUGGAGUAUCAGUCACGCCACGCCGAGACUAAGGCUGCCGCUCGAGUCGCCGCAAUGACAGAGGAGAUGAAUUUUCUCCGUAAUGCACUGCAAGCAAAGGUGACGGAGUGUGAGAGGAUUCAACAACAAGUACAGGAUACCGAGCGGCGUGUGGAUAGGCUACAGGCGGAGAUGGCAGACAACACUAAGACGUUCGGCAACGAGCGUGACACUUUAUCAAAGGUGCAUUCUUUGUUGCUUUUAGAGAACGAAGAGAUGCGGCGACAACUGGAGGAGUUGCGGACGGAACAAAAGGAAUUACAGAACUUCUUGCGUGGGUGCCAAGUGACGUCACUAGACGAUGCAGCAAAGAAAAUGGUGGCAUUUGCAGGGGAUGUUCUCUUAAACAGUCUGGCACUUGAGGAGGCAGAAAAUCGCGUGCAGUUGCUGCAGAACUGGGCGUUGAGCUACGGUGUGCACACAGCUCCACUGCUGGGUAUUUGCGCUCGUGUGGCAAAUGCAAUUUCUGCCUCUGAGUUUGAAGACAUACCCAUGCGCGUGGCAGAGAUGCUGAAGAGGGAACAGGAGUUCGGUCGGUUACUCGGGGUUCCAGCGAGAACAGUCGGACCAACGCGCGCCGCUCUUCUUAAAAUGGUAACUGACUGGGCGGAAAAGAUUGGUGUGGAGCAGCAGCCGGAUGCAGGGACGUUUCUUACCGAAUUGGACUUUGCCCUUUCUGAUUUGCACUCAGGCUAUGCGUCUCUCAAAAACAAAAUUGCUGCUAUUCAGAACGAGCUAUAUCAAUCUCUGUCUACAUUGGAGACGGGUGGAAAGCAAGCGGAGCAGAUUACUGCGCUCCUGCGGUCCGCCCAUCCGACGGAAGAAUUGACGGUUACAACAGCGACAGCGGGAGAGAUGUCACCGUCUGCUAUCCUUCAAGUGGCGCUCGCAUCGUUGCGCUUGGAAGUUGAGUGGGCUGUAGAAAAGAUUGUUAGCAACACCGAACAGACGCGAAGGACGCUGGAAGUGCUUGAGCCCGUGUGCAGCGGCCGCAGUGUGCUGGAAGUAUGCUUGCACGCAGCGGAGGAAUUGCAGGAGCGACGGUCGACGGAAGAAGUGCUUCGGGCGGAGUUGGCGAAUGUGCAAGCGAAGGCGGAGUCUUACCGUGGCUGCAUUGAAGCGAGCAUGAGAUGCCUACCAGACUCGCUGAUUCACGUCAAGGCAGGCGAUGAUUUGCAGCGAAGGUGCGCUUCCGCCAGUGCGGAGCUGCGCCGUCGGAUGGAAGUUCUUUCCAGCGCUCAGCGGAUCAUUGCGUUGGCAGGGCAUGAUAAUCGCAGUGGUGACCUUUGCAUGAACGUUGAAGACAUGCUCCGGAAGCUGCGGCAGCUGAAAGAAAGGGAGAAGAUGCUUGAGGCGAAUUAUGAAAGUGUUCAACAACGAGCGUUGAAGCUUGAGAAAACGCUGCGGGCGACAGAAGAACGACUGGAGGAGACAAUAACGUUUCAGGCAGAAAAAGAGCGGAAUGCGAUUAUGCAGGAAAAAGAGAAGCAGAAUUUGUUGCAGGCUCAACUCUCGGAGUCCAUUCAUGAAAGGGAAAAGCUGCGUACGACACUAGCCGCCUGCGCCAGUGCCGUUGGCUGCAGUCCUGAGGGUGGAUCAGGUGGCAACGACGCCGCCAAUAAUCAUAACAAUAAAAAUGGUGAUGAUAAGGAGGUGGCGGAUGUACUGCGGGCCAUAAGGGCUCUUGCCUCCGCACACGAUGCCAGUGUGAAUGAACUGGAAGAACUGAGGGAACAACAUGCGUUAUCGCGGAAGGCGCUCGCGUCCGCAAAUGACAUCCGUGCUCUCGCGCAGGAGGAGCAGUGCCGCCUUAUGGAAGAGGUAGAGCGGCUGCGCGCUGAAAUCAUUGCGGUCACGGCGUCCAACGAGGAGCAUCGAGCUGCGCUUUUGCAUCUAACGGAGCAAGCGGAGGGAGUUGUCUUGAGACUUUCGACUGCGCACUCACCUUCCUUAUUUUGGGCGUCAUCCACCCUCACAAAACGUGCUCCUCUUGUAGCUCAGUGCUUGUUAGAUGCAUGCAACGUUUUUGAGGAAAACCGUUGUGCUCUGGAGGAUGAAUUAUCUACGUUGAAGAGACUUCACGAGGAGAGUCAACACGAGAUGAAGGCAGUGAAUGAAGUUCUCUGUGAGGCUCUGGAACUCACAGGGGAAACUAAUCCUAGCGAUACAACGCAACUUGGUGCAAUCGUCAAGGAAAAGUUAUCUAAGGCUCUAAAAGAGAAGAAUGCUAUUGCAGUUGUGACGGGGGCGCUACAAAGCGAGAACGCCACGCUGAAGGCUUCCUGUACCUCCACUGAAGCCAAACUGGAGGAGACGACGACAGCGUUGGAGCAGGUGGACACGCAGAAGCGAGCAUUGCAGGAGGAAUUGCGUGCAUUUGCGGCCUUUGCUGAAAAUGUCGCGGAGACGGUGGGUGAGCCGCUGCCUAGUGGUUCCACCGAUCUGGAACGCCUGAAGGUUGCUUUUGCUGCAAAGCAGGCGUCUCUGCAGCAUCACGCAGAGGAACUUACGCGGGUGCGUGAAGAACUUGAUGUCGCUACCAGCAGCUCUGCCGUGAUGAGGACGACAAUCGAUGAGAAUGCGGCAGAAAGAGAACGGCUAAUCGAGCAGCUUCUUGGUGCAGAACAGGAGCGUGAGGCCUUGUUGAAGGCUUCGGAGCAACUUGUUGAACGUGUGCAGAGCAUACUGGAUGAUCACGUGGAGGUGCAGCGUGAGCUGACAUUUGCCGAAGGCGAUGACGAUGUAACGGUGGUGGAUAUUGUGCAGGCGUGUGUGGAGCAGCUAGAUAAAAAUCGCAUUGGGGUGGAGACCUCAAAUGAGCAACUCGCAGCGCUUCAACGAGAAAACGCCAUGUUGAUGAAAGAAAUUCAACGUCUUCAAAAUAGUGCGGCGGUGAAAUCCGGGGAGGUUACGGAGCUUCACGAACAACUGCGUAUUCUGCUUGAAAGCCGACAGGUGGCGCAGGCCGAUCAGUCCAAGUUACAAGCGGAGCAUGACAGUCUCUCUCGUCAAGUGCAGGCGCUUUUUACCGACGCGUUGCGUAUGGCGGCAGAUGAAAUGGGGCUUCAGUUGCCAAUGUUCACUGACACCACUGCCUCCGGUGCUUUGCAAGGGCUCCGCUCGCUUUUUGAUUACAUCGCAGAAAAGUUCCGUUCUGGUGCCCUUCGCAGCGAUGAUACGGAAGACAAGAUUGAAUCGUUAAAACAGUUAUUGCAGCUGCAAGAACGGCAAAACGCCAAGGAGAACAAGAUUCUGUACCGAACCUUUUGUGAUCACGUUGUAGUUUAUACGGGCACCAAUUACUCAAGAAGGGAGGAUGGCGAUGAGGAUAGCAGCAACGGGAAGCCACAUCGACUUACGACUGAUUUUCUUGUUGCCGUAGGGGAAACUCUACACAGUGUUCACACUGAAUUCCGACAUGCGGGGAGGCUUUUUCGUCGCCUGAUUGGAGGCCCAGCAGAGCUAUCGAGCUCGUUGCGUGGAAUGACAUUGCCAGAAUCGGCAGCAUGGCUUGGGGAAGCUGCCAAUGAGACAGUGGAGCGAUCGGAGUUACUGCAUAACGCCAUUCGAGCCGUUUCACAAAUUGUGGAAAUAUUGCCUAUUGACCUUGCGUCCUCGCAGGAGCAAGUGACCGAGUGGGUGGAGAGCUUUUCCCUGUGGCUGGAACGAGCACAGCGUGGAAUUGAUUCUUUCGAUCGUCUACUGGAAGCACUCACAAGUGUUGUUCAUAGCCAUGGCGGAACCGUAGAGGAGACGUUAAGCACUAAUACGACCAUCACUAGCUUCAACAAUUAUAACAAUAAUAGCAGCAGCAAUCAUCAUCAUCAUCUUGACAUUGUGGACACGUCGCUACAAGAUUUGAACAACAGCCGCACGGAUAUUUCAUUCUCCCGGUACAUUACGGAUCCACAUCACCGUGCGGUAUUCAAUGCUGUGCGGGAUCUUUUCUCGCAGCUGGAGGGUCGAGGGCGUGUCUUGACAUCCGAGUGGCAGGCACUCAUGGAUCAAAACAAUCGUCUCAUUCAUGAACGUCGUCAGACGGAGGAGGAACAGGCGAGGGUGGAAGAUCAUGUGCAGGAACUUCGCCGUGUUGUGCAGCGCAAGAUUGAAGAGGACCGUAGAGUGGAGCAGAGCCUUAAGGAGUUGGAUAGGCAUCUUGACAUGCAGGCAAGGGAGCUGGCAAUGAAAUAUCGAUCGGAUCACGAUAUUAUUGUGCGACAAUUUACGGAGCUUCGUGGAACGAUACGACGAACGAUAAAACCUCCGCGAUCGCAUUCAACAGCAGCAACGACGUUUGGUUCUGCGAGUCAUCGAACUUUGUAA